AUGGACAUACAUCAUUUCUCUAUUUCAGAUAUUGUGAAUCACUCAUCGCGUAUUAACCAGCAGUCAUAUUUCAUAAAUGAAAUGAAAGUGACUACGGGAUCCAUUUUGUGUACAGAUCAUGAAAUUGCUAUUAAAACUCAGCCUUAUUCAUCAAAAAAGAAAGAAUAUGGCGAACCUCCUGACGUCUUCUGUCUUGAUUCAUCUUCUAUAGAAUUUUUGUAUUCGAUAUUUGACAAUCGAUUUUCUGCCAAAAACAAUACCAAAACAAAUACAAGUGAGUCAUGUAAGGUAAAUCGCCAAAAUCAGAAACUGGUUCCAUGUCUGCCUUGGCAACAGUCUCUACAUCGUGUUCGUGGUAGAGUCAAAUACCACAUAGGAAGACUGACGAAUCUUAAGAAAACUAUUGGGUCUGACAAGUUGGAUGACUGUGAGCAAGAAGUGAUCUUAAAACAAAAUCAGGCAAAAGAAAUUUUCAACAAGAUACACAACAGACAUGUGCAAAUGCUGAAAGAACUGCCAAAUGCUGGAGUAACCGAACUUAUGGAACAUGAAAUAGAUCGUUUUGCGAACGGAUUGCCGGUAUAUAGCAUCAGAGAAGACAUCAAGAAUAUACUGUGCAAUCAGGGAAGAGUAUUGCUUAUUGUGGCAGGUACUGGUUCAGGUAAAAGUACACAAAUUCCGCAGUAUUUAUUAUUCGAUGGUAUCAUUGAUUCUUCAAAGAAAAUUCUGUGUAGUCAACCACGCAAGACUGCUGUACAUGAACUAGCCAUGAGAGUGAAGAAAGAAACAUCACUGAAUAAUUACUGUUUCGUGAACGUCCCCGUAUAUAAAGAAAAUGGGAAUAAACCUAAUCUGGAUGCAAAAAUAAAUUUCAUAACAGUGAAGCAUCUUUUGGAUUGUAUAAAACAAGAUCCUAUAUUGUCACAGUUUGGAUGCGUUGUGAUUGAUGAAGUUCAUGAGAGGACUGUCUAUACUGAUUUAUGUUUAGGGAUGAUGAAAAAAAUACUUAAAUUGCGAUCGGAUAUGAAAUUGGUGAUAACUUCUGCAACACUAGACCCAGAAUUAUUAUUAAAUUAUUUCGCUGAGUUCCAAGCAAAAAAGCUAGAAAUUCCAGGACAUCAUUACUCCGUCAAGAUUUGUUACGAGCCACCCUUUUCUAGAUGCAAAGGAACUAGAACUUUAAUACAGGAUUAUAUUGAUCGAACAGUGGAAAAAGUAGUAGAUAUUUGUAAGAGUGAAGCUGAGAAGCAGCCUUUUGAAGAAGAUAUUGCUUGGGAAGAUGGCUUGGAAAUGCAUGCAGCACACAUUAUGGCUUUUUGCCAAACUGAAGAACGCCUCUCCGAGCGACUAGCGGAACUUGAGCAUAGUGUGAACGUGAAAAUCAUGACAUUACAUGGAAAAAUGCCAGAUGAAGAUCGAAUUGAAGUUUUUGCUCCUUUGCAGCCCGAAUAUCAUCAUAAGGUUAUUUUUGCAACAAAUGUCGGUGAAACUUCAAUUACUAUUCCAGGUGUUCGAUACAUUGUAGAUUGUGGCUUGGCGAAGGUGAAAAAGUUUGAUACUAUAAAACGAAAUUAUGUCCUAGAACUGAGUUUGAUAUCGAAGUCUGCAGCAGAACAACGGACUGGAAGAGCUGGGAGAACAGCACCAGGAAUUUGUUAUCGUCUUUACUCGAAAGAGCAGUAUGAGGAAAUGGAAUCCAGAAACGUUCCAGAGAUCCUUCUUACCAACCUUAAUGAAGCAGUAUUGCAUAUGAUAGCAGCUGGUGUUAUGGACCCAGCGGAAUUUGAUUUUGUUGAAAAACCGAAUUCAGGAGUUUUGAUGCAUUCGAUGUCACUUUUGAGGUCGUUGAAAGCCAUUGAGUGCCGCGAAAGUAUGUUGGUUUUAACCCAGCUGGGUAAAAAGAUGCAGCAAUUACCUGUGGAACCACGUCUCGCAAAAAUGGUUUUAGAUUCUGUGCAGUACGAUUUAGUGUCUGAAGCAGCGAUUAUCUGCGCAUCUAUUCAUGUCGGGUCGCUUUUCAAUCGUACGAAUAAACAAAAUAAUUUUAUUCUAGCAGAUCAAAAGAAACUAUCAUUUUGUGAAGAUAGUGGUGAUCCAAUGACACUUUUAGCGGUAUUCCUGCAAUAUAUAAGAACACCAAAAAGUCGAUUCAAAUAUUGGUGUUUUGAAAAUUUUGUAAAUUCAAAGCAUAUGAAAUAUGUGUUUAACAUUGCGUAUAAGAUCUGCAAAAUUAUUUCUCGUUUUACGGGUCGCAAUGUGGACCUAAACAAGAUUGAUAUUUCGAGAGCACGAACAGUUAUUCCCAAUCUUUUUUAUCAAUCCUUUGCAAAUAACCUGGCAAUGUAUUCCGGUUUACCGGAGCGUGGAUAUUAUGAUUUUAAUGAGAAGAAAUAUGUGUUCAUUCAUCCAUCGUCAGCUUUGAAAUACAUUGACACAACUCCGGAAUUUAUUGUUUAUGAGUAUUCGAUAUGUACCUCAAAUGAUUUCGUAUUUAAUGUGUGCGCUGUGGAUCCCUCUUGGUUACAUGAAAUUGAUCAUUAUGUGUUGGAAGAGGUAAGAAAGAAUAAAUUAGUACCGUAUAACAUUAGAUGUGGAAUUACUACGAAGAAUUGGAUUAUAUCGCAUAAAGAUAUGCUUGAGCAAGAGGUGGGAGUGUGUGUUGAAAAGAAGAGAUUUAAUGAUCCAUAUCUCAGACUUCAGAUUUAUACUCCAGUUAAAGAUCUCCCAAAAUUAAAGGCAUUUAUUGAUCGAAUUAUAGAAGAAAAAUGGAUUUAUUGUGUAGGAAAACGAAAGAAGUGCGAAUAA
Messenger RNA from Brugia pahangi, 2805 nucleotides. NCBI's taxonomy places the organism in Eukaryota, Metazoa, Nematoda, Chromadorea, Rhabditida, Onchocercidae. The record is from the annotation of a GenBank genome assembly.